CUUCGGCAACCGCUUUGACUACGAAGACAAGGAGUUCCUCUCUUUGCUGACUGCAAUGAUUGAAACCUUUCGCUUCACCAGCACGGCCCAGGGACAGCUCUUGGACAUCUUCUUUGGAAUCGUACAACGCCUGCCUGGCCCACAGCAAAGGACUUUCAAGAAGCUUUUGGAGCUGAAGGAAUUUGUUGCCAAGAAGGCACGGGCCAACCGAGAGACCCUGGACCCCAACUCCCCGCGGGACUUCAUUGACUGCUUCCUGGUGAAAACUCUGCAGGAAGAAAAAAAUCCCGACUCAUUCUUCUCCCUGGAGGAACUGGUCGCAACCACGCUUAAUAUCUUCUUUGGCGGUACAGAAACGGUCAGCACCACUUUGCGUUAUGGGUUCCUGAUCCUGCUGAGGUACCCAGAGGUGGAAGAGAAGAUGCACGAGGAGAUUGACCGCGUCAUUGGUCGGAAUCGGAUUCCCAGCAUGGAGGACCGGCCGCAGAUGCCCUACACCGAAGCUGUGAUUCAUGAGAUACAGAGAUUUGGCGACAUGCUACCCCUGGCGCUGCCACGGCGCGUCACGCGAGAUGUCCAGUUACGAGGGUACACCAUCCCCAAGGGGACGGAGGUAUUCCCCAUGCUGGGAACGGUGAUGAAGGACCCCAAACGUUUUGCAAGACCUGAGGAGUUUGACCCCCAGCACUUCCUGGAUGAGAAAGGGCAGUUCAAGAAGAACGAGGCGUUCAUGCCCUUCUCCACUGGGAAGCGCUACUGCUUUGGGGAGCGUCUGGCCCGUGCCGAGCUCUUCCUCUUCAUCACCAGCAUCCUGCAGAACUUCCGCUUCAAAUCAGCUGUCCCCCCUGAAGACAUCGACAUCUCCCCCUUGUUGGUGGGGUUUGCCACGAUCCCACGGCUCUAUGAGAUCUCUGUCAUCCCCCGCUGAGGAAGGGGCCCUCUUGAAGCACCGCAGCUGCCUCUCCAUCUCCAGAGAGCCUGGCACCUACGGGCACCCCGUCCCCUGCAUUCUGUCCCUCCUGUGCUCCGGACCCUGCCACUGUGCCCCUCCGUCACAGCCCUUUCCUCCAGCACCUUGAGGCAGACUCGCUUCAGCCGUUGGGGCGUUCACGCGGCGGCGCUCUGGAGAUGCCUGGGCCCAGGUCUCCCCCAUUCUCACCAUCUUCUGAAGGGGCUCUGCAUCUCUUUUGACCAGCCAGACAAGUUCGCCUCUGCAGCCGGGACUAGAAGAUUGGGCUCAGCUUGUGAAAGGUGCCUGAGAUGACCACAACUCACACGGCAUUCACGGGAGCCUCCUCCAACCUGGGUCUUGCUUACGGGGGUGAUGGAGGUGCAAUCCGUUUGAGCAGGCUGAUCUCUGGGACAGGCAGGAGGGUCAGCAGAUAUCCUAGUUUAAUCACGCCUCUUUCCUCGCAAAUUGCCAAACCAGGCGGGUAUAUAUCUUGUUAAGCUUGCAAAAUCUCUUCUGUAUAUUGACCUGUUUUAUGUAAGAAUAAACAUUCUUUGCAAACCUGAAA
Python bivittatus (Burmese python) is the source of this 1517-nucleotide messenger RNA. The record is from RefSeq and is a predicted model, not a curated record. Lineage: Eukaryota; Metazoa; Chordata; Lepidosauria; Squamata; Pythonidae.